Acanthosepion pharaonis is the source of this 987-nucleotide messenger RNA. Lineage: Eukaryota; Metazoa; Mollusca; Cephalopoda; Sepiida; Sepiidae. The record is from the annotation of a GenBank genome assembly.
AUGUAUCAGUAUCUAUCUAUCUAUCUAUCUAUCUAUCUAUCUAUCUAUCUAUCUAUCUAUCUAUGCGUCUCAAUAUUUUCAUAUCUACCUCGAUCUGUUUUAUAUUAUCUAUGUAUCUAUCGCCAUCUGUUCAUAACUAUGAAUCUGUCGCGAUCUGUUCAUAUCUAUCUAUCUAUCUAUCUAUCUAUCUAUCUAUCUAUCUAUCUAUCUAAAUAUUUACAUAUCUCCAUCUGCUCGUAUAUAUCUAUCUCAGUGGGGCUAUUAUUUUUGCUCUCUUCGUUCUUUCUCUACUUGGUUGAUUCUGUUCUUUCAUCUUUCUUCCUUACUUUCUUUCUUUCUUUCUUUCUUUCUUUCUUUCUUUCUUUCUUUUCGUUUUGCUCUUUUUUGUUCGGUUGCUUUCUUCGUUUUGGCUCUUUCUUUCUUUCUUUUAUUUUGUUCUGUUUUUAUUCUUUAACUUCUUCGUUCUUUCUUUCUUUCUUUCUUUCUUUCUUUCUGUUGUUUGUUUGUUCCUUUCGUUAUUUAUUCUGUUUUUAUUCUUUCUUUCUUUCUUUCUUUCUUUUCUUUCUUUCUUUUCUUUCUUUCAUUUCUUUUCUUUUCUUUUCUUUUGUUCUGUCGUUUGUUUCUUUCUUUUCUUUUCUUCUUUCCCUUCUUCGUUCGUUCGUUCCUUUUUCUUUCUGUUUUACUUCCUUUCUUUUUUUGCUUGAUUUUUCUUUCUUUCUUUCUUUCUUUCUUUCUUUCUUUUCGUUUUGCUCUUUUUUGUUCGGUUGCUUUCUUUGUUUUGGCUCUUUCUUUCUUAUUCUUUCUUUCUUUUAUUUUGUUCUGUGUUUAUUCGUUCUUUCUUUCUUUCUUUCUAUCUUUCUUUCUGUUGUUUGUUUCUUCCUUUCGUUAUUUAUUCUGUUUUUAUUCUUUUUUUCUUUCUUUCUUUCUUUCUUUCUUAUGUGCUGGUGGUGUAAUGGAUCAACCUUCUUUAUGAAAAUGUCUCCGUAA